This is a messenger RNA of Malassezia japonica, 321 nucleotides long. It is a transcript of the gene RPL44, whose product is annotated as 40s ribosomal protein L44e. Gene Ontology annotation, biological process: translation. The transcript is spliced from 3 exons. Gene Ontology annotation, molecular function: structural constituent of ribosome. The record is from RefSeq and is a predicted model, not a curated record. Bases 1 to 321 code for a protein of 106 amino acids. Gene Ontology annotation, cellular component: cytosolic large ribosomal subunit; ribosome. NCBI's taxonomy places the organism in Eukaryota, Fungi, Basidiomycota, Malasseziomycetes, Malasseziales, Malasseziaceae.
AUGGUGAACAUCCCGAAGACGCGCAGGACCUACUGCAAGGGUAAGACCUGCAGGAAGCACACUCCCCACAAGGUGACCCAGUACAAGUCGGGUAAGGCGUCUGAGUACGCUCAGGGUAAGCGUCGUUACGUCCGGAAGCAGAAGGGUUACGGUGGUCAGACCAAGCCCGUCUUCCAGAAGAAGGCCAAGACCACCAAGAAGGUGGUGCUCCGUCUCGAGUGCACCGUGUGCAAAUACCGUGCUCACCUCGCGCUCAAGCGCUGCAAGCACUUCGAGCUUGGCGGUGACAAGAAGACCAAGGGCGCUGCCCUUGUGUUCUAA